AUGAAUAAUUCAAAUAGUGAAAAUAAUAAUAAAUUAAAUGCUAACUUGAAAAUUAAUGAAGAUAAUCUAAAUCAAACAUUUUCUCUUUUUGAAAAUGACAACUUUGAAAUAAAUAAAAGUGAAGAUGAAUAUGUUUCAAUAGAGGAUAAUGAAACAGAGGAUGAAAAUGAAUUAUACAAUGAUGAAGAUAUAAAUUAUGAUGAUGCUAUAAGUGAUAAUUUAACAGAUAAUGACUUGAAUAAUAAUUACAUGAGUGAUGAUGAUGAUGAAAGAGGAAAUAUUCUGAAAACAGCAAAGGAAGAAAAGGAACAAGCAAGUGAAGCUUCUUUUAAAGAAGAAAAUGAAAUGGAUGAAAUUAAAAAUAAAGAGAAAAGCAUAGAUCUAAAUAUUAUAGGUUUAAAAAGAAGGAUGAAAAAAAAAUACAUAAAUAAAAAAGAAAACAUAUAUUAUGAUGAAAUAGGAAUAUAUAAAAAUAAUAAAGUUAUGAAAAAUGAAGAUAUAGAAGAUCGAAUGAAAUAUUUAUUAUUAUUAUUAAGUAAUGCAAAAAAAAGUAAUGUAAAAUUUGAAAAGUCUCAAGUAAUAAAAGAAUUGCUUUUUUAUUAUUCAUAUUAUUAUGAAUACUCAAAAGAAAUGAUAAAAUAUUUAAAUUAUUUAUUUGAUGUAAAAGAAUUGUAUCUAUUUCUUGAGUUAAAUAAUAUUCCAAAAGAAAUACAUUUAAGAACAAAUACUUUAAAAAUAACUAGAAAUAAUCUAAUGAAAAUUUUAAAAAGUCAAAAUAUUUCAGUUGAAGAAGGGGAUAAAUGGAACAAUGUAGGUAUCGUUGUAAAUGAUAUAAAUUCCAAUGUUGGAUCAUUAAACGAAUAUUUAUAUGGUUAUUAUAUGAUUCAAUCAUCUUCUUCUUUUAUUCCAGUUUUAGAAUUAAAUAUUCAAGAAAAUGAUUUAGCAUUAGAUUUAUGUGCAGCACCUGGAGGAAAAUGUACAUUUAUGUGUGCAAUAAAAAAAAAUAAAGGAAUUGUAUAUGCAAAUGAUAUAAAUAAAUUUAGAUGUAAAUCUAUAGAAGCACAAGCAUCAAGAAUGGGAAUAAAUAAUUUAAUAGUAACAUGCAUAGAUGCACUGAAAAUUCAUAAGCAUCUUACUUUUCAAUUUGAUAAAAUUUUGUUAGAUGCUCCUUGUAGUGGUACAGGUGUAGUUAAUAAAAAUAAGGGUGCAAGAAGAAAAACAAUAAAAGAAAUAAGAGAAUUAGCUCAAAAACAAAGAAAGCUUUUAAAUAAUGCAAUUAAUCUUUUAAAAAACGGGGGUAUUCUUGUUUACUCUACAUGUAGUAUUACUGUUGAAGAAAAUGAGCAAGUUAUAAAUUAUAUCUUAAAAAAAAGAGAUGUUAAUUUAUUACCAUUAAAUAUUAAUAUUGGAGAUCCUGGCAUAACUCAUUAUAAGAAAAAACAAUUUUCAAGUAAAAUUUCUUUAUGCAAAAGAAUUUAUUUACAUAAACAUAACCAUGAUAAUUUUUUUGUUGCAAAAUUAAUUAAAAGAUCAGAUGCAAUAUUUGACAAGAAUAAGUCCAUUAUAACUAAAAAAGAAAAAGAUUCAAAAAAAAAAGAAGUGAAAAAUACCCAAAAAUACAACAAAAAUAAUGAUAUUAGCAAUUUAAAAGAAAAUAGUACAUUUUAUAACAAAAACACAAAAGUAAAUAAUGAUAAUAAAUUAAAUAAUAAUAAAAAAGUAAAAAAGAAUAUUCAUUUUCACAACAAAAAAAAAGAAAAACAUUCAAAUAAACUAAAAUUUAAAAAAAACAUAAAAAAUAGUAAUCCAAGUGAUAAAGGAAAUAAAGAAAACAUCUUUAAAGAAAAGGAAAAAAAAAAACUAAAAAAUAAAACUUAUAAUAAAAAUAUUAAAAGUAAAAACAAAAAGGUUUUAUUAAAUGAAUCGAAACAGACAGAAUCAAAAAAAGAAAAUAAAAAAAUUGAUAACACAAAAAGUAAUUUAAGUGUUAAGAAUAAAAAAAUUCAAAAAAAAUUUAUUAAAAACAACAAAAAAAGACUAAACAAAAAGAAUGAGAAUUGA
Molecule: messenger RNA, 2061 nt
Organism: Plasmodium gallinaceum
Lineage: Eukaryota; Apicomplexa; Aconoidasida; Haemosporida; Plasmodiidae
Product: RNA methyltransferase, putative
Exons: 1
Coding region: 1-2061 (686 amino acids)
Biological process (GO): maturation of LSU-rRNA; rRNA base methylation
Cellular component (GO): nucleolus
Molecular function (GO): rRNA (cytosine-C5-)-methyltransferase activity; RNA binding
Source: RefSeq, a predicted model, not a curated record